Molecule: messenger RNA, 4355 nt
Organism: Equus quagga
Lineage: Eukaryota; Metazoa; Chordata; Mammalia; Perissodactyla; Equidae
Gene: ANGPTL1
Product: angiopoietin like 1
Exons: 5
Coding region: 319-1827 (502 amino acids)
Biological process (GO): cell surface receptor protein tyrosine kinase signaling pathway
Source: RefSeq, a predicted model, not a curated record
ACAAUCUGGGUCAGCUGCAGCUGGUUACUGCAUUUCUCCAUGUGGCAGACAGAGCAAAACCACAAUGCUUUCUCUGCUGGAUUAAAGACAGCCCACAGACCAGAACUUCCACUAUACUACUUAAAAUUACAUAGGUGGCUUGUCAAAUUCAAUUGAUUAGUGUUGUAAGAAGAAAAAGAAGUUCCUUAUUACAGCUUGGAUUCAACGGUCCAAAACAAAAAUGCAGUUGCCAUUAAAGUCACAGACGAGCAAACUUCUCCACUGAUUUUUAAGAGCAAGAAUAAGAGCAGCAAGUUUCUGGGUUUGCUCUCUCGACAGAUGCAAAAAGACAUCAAACAACCUCAUUUCAAAAUGAAGGCUUUUAUCUGGACGCUAAGUGUGCUAUUCUUCCUACUAAUGGGCAGUGGACAUUGCAGAGGAGGACAGUUCAAAAUAAAAAAAAUAACCCAGAGGAGAUACCCUCGUGCCACAGAAGGUAAAGAGGAAGCAAAGAAAUGUGCAUACACAUUCCUGGUACCCGAACAAAAAAUAACAGGGCCAAUUUGUGUCAACACCAAAGGACAAGAUGCAGGUACCAUUAAACACAUGAUCACCAGGAUGGACCUUGAAAACCUGAAGGACGUGCUCUCCAGGCAGAAGCGGGAGAUAGAUGUCCUGCAACUGGUGGUGGAUGUAGAUGGAAACAUUGUGAAUGAGGUAAAGCUGCUGAGAAAAGAAAGCCGUAACAUGAAUUCUCGUGUUACUCAACUCUAUAUGCAACUAUUACAUGAGAUUAUCCGUAAGAGGGAUAAUUCACUUGAACUUUCUCAGUUGGAAAAUAAAAUCCUCAAUGUCACCACAGAAAUGUUGAAGAUGGCAACAAGGUACAGGGAACUGGAGGUGAAAUAUGCUUCUUUGACUGAUCUUGUCAAUAACCAAUCUGUGAUGAUCACUUUGUUGGAAGAACAGUGCUUAAGGAUAUUUUCCCGACAAGACCCCCAUGUGUCUCCUCCUCUUGUCCAGGUGGUGCCACAACAUAUUCCUAACAGUCACCAGUAUACUCCUGGUCUGCUGGGAAGUAAUGAGAUACAGAGGGAUCCAGGUUAUCCUAGAGAUUUAAUGCCACUACCAGAUCUGGCAACUUCUCCCACCAAAAGCCCUUUCAAGAGACCACCAGUAACUUUCAUCAAUGAAGGACCAUUCAAAGACUGUCAGCAUGCAAAAGAAGCUGGACACUCAGUAAGUGGAAUUUAUAUGAUUAAACCUGAAAACAGCAGAGGACCGAUGCAGUUAUGGUGUGAGCACAGUUUGGAUCCUGGGGGUUGGACUGUUAUUCAGAAAAGAAUGGAUGGCUCUGUCAACUUCUUCAGAAAUUGGGAAAAUUAUAAGAAAGGGUUUGGAAACAUUGAUGGAGAAUACUGGCUUGGACUGGAAAAUAUCUAUACGCUUAGCAAUCAAGAUAAUUAUAAAUUGUUGAUUGAAUUAGAAGACUGGAGUGAUAAAAAAGUCUACGCAGAAUAUAGCAGCUUUCGUCUGGAGCCUGAGAGCGAAUUCUAUAGACUGCGCCUGGGAACUUACCAGGGAAAUGCAGGGGACUCUAUGAUGUGGCACAAUGGCAAACAGUUCACCACACUAGACAGAGAUAAAGAUAUGUAUGCAGGAAACUGCGCGCACUUCCAUAAAGGAGGAUGGUGGUACAACGCCUGCGCACACUCUAACCUGAAUGGAGUGUGGCACAGAGGAGGCCAGUACAGAAGCAAGUACCAAGAUGGAGUAUUCUGGGCCGAAUAUCGAGGCGGGUCAUACUCCUUGAGAGCAGUUCAGAUGAUGAUCAAGCCUAUUGACUGAAGAGAGACAGUCUCCAACUUAAAUGACAUAGAACUUUAUAUUUUCAGUUCCUAAAAAUGUAAAUUUCACAUGUAUAUUACUUCGCACAAUUUAUUUCUACAAAUAUAGUUUUUAAAUGAAUCUUACCAUAACUAUAAAAGGGGAUUUAUGAAUGUAGUUUCAUCUUCUCUUAAUAUACUUCAAAAGAGUAUUUGUAUCCAUAAUGCUAGUUAUUUUAAAAAUUUUAUUGACUACAUACAGGCAGUGUGUUUUCAAAAACGUAAAUAUUUGCCUAAAUGUAAAACAAAUCUUAGCUUUAUUUUAAAUCAAAACUGAAUACCUGUUCAAGAUCCUUAACAAUUUAUUUAAAAACUUUAUGAGAUUCCUCUAACUUCCAAGGGAAAAAUAAUUUUAAGAUUUCAGCCAAGUAAUACAUUUUAUUUAUAAAAAUAUAGACCGGAAAUUAGAGAAAACUCUAGUUUUGCCAAUAGAAAAUACUUUCUGCAUUGAAUAAAAGUUAUUUCAAUUGGAUUUGUGCCUUUCACAUGAAAUGAUUAAAUCUGAAUUAUUGACAAUAUAUUUUAUGCCAAUUUCCCAAAAGAAUUAAGUGAUCCACAGUAUUAAAAUAAAUACAUAUUUAAAAAAAUAAUGUAGGCAAUAUUUAAAUGCUCAAUUUGUAGAAAGAGAAAUAUACAAAUGAAUUUUUCAAUAUUAUCUUCACAUGAUUUGCUGGCACCAAAAUCUCCUGAAAUGCAUUAUGUUGUUAUAUCAGCAAAAUACUGAUAUUACAAAACGCAGAAUAUUUAAGUGAGCCAAUGGUUUUACAGAUCUGAAUUAUAACUUUAAACUUAUUAAUACCCCUCACACCCACCAGCCAAUUUGCUGAUCCUUACUAUUUGGAAAAAACCUCUCUGCUCUUCAAGUCAGAAAGCUUGGACAGCUUUAUAAGCAUUAUUGCAUACUUAUGAGUGAGACUAAAACAACUUCAAGGAACUGUUAGACAUUUUCCCAAUACUGAGAUUCAACAGCCUCAGAACAGAAUCCAUAGGGGUUUGGCUAUUCCAAAUUGCUAAUUCCAUUUUAUAGUGUGUGUGACUUUAUAACUCAUCUUUGCAACUAACAAGUUUAUUACCAACCUUCCGGAACAAUUUCCUUCCAGAAACAUGUUCUUACAGCUGAUCUUCCCUUAAUUCAUUUGUGAACUAAAAUUUUAGAGGAAUCUCAUGAGACUUUUGCUCAAGCAAAAAGAAAAUCCAGUCAGAACUGAAGAUAAUCAUUUGAACAACUCAAGUCCACCAACAUGACCAAUGGUUUUCCUCUGUCACAUCUCAAAAUAAAACUUCUGGUCGAAGAAGGUAAGAGAACAUCAAAACCCUACAGUGGCAUUAUUCUUUGUUUUACCCAUCAUCAUCUUAAAAUGGUUUUGAAGUCCUUCCCCACCAGCCCAGAACCAAAAGAAUCUGCUAUAAGAUUUCUGAGAAGAAUUAGGCAUCUAGUUGUUACGUCAUAUCUUAAUUGAACAGAACUUUACCAGGGCAUUCCAUUUAUUGACAGAACUAUAGUAUAUCACUUAAACAUCCAAAACCCUACGAAAGACAAGUCUUAAAUAGAAUCUUCACAGAAAAGGAAUGUUAUUCAAACUAGAAUGAUGUGAAAGUCAACAUACAAACUAGAAAACUGGUCAGAAUGCUAGGCCGCCUUGGCCACUGGGUCCACUUUGGUUUCCUUUACAGAUCCGACUAACUGUUUUGGAGUUCCUGGAGAGCUUAAGAACAAUUUAGGCAAGUGAGUUCCUUGAGAGCAGGGACUAAGAAGCAGUAUUAUAUGAUGGUUAAAUGUAGUAAAGUCAGAACUGCUUGGGUUUGUGGCCCAAUUCUACCAUUUACUAGCUGUGUUUCCUUGGGCAAUUUAUAUAUUCCUGCUUAAGUUUUCUUAUUUAUAAAAUGGAGAUAAUAACAGUACCCAGGUCAUGUAGUUAUUGUGAAAAUUAAAUGAGGUAAUACAUGUGGUAAAACAUUUAGAAUAAUGCUUGACAAAGUAAAGGCCCCAGUAGACUUUAGUUAUCAGAUUAUUACUAACCUAUGUACUUUCUGCAAUACCUAUCAUGAUGCCCUACACAGAGUACAUGGUGAAUAAAUGUGUUAAAAGAAACAAUAUCCAAAUUUUCAGGCAUAAAAUUACCUUGAUUCAUAAUCUUCAUCUGCAAACCUAACAGAGCUAUUAUGGCAGGUAGUUAAGACACUGGACCAUAAAAAAUUUUUAAAAAAAUUAAGGCAAGAAUACCCAUAGUAGGAAUUCCAGCCUAAUAAGGAUCUUGUGGGAGGUUAGACAGAUCAUCUGUGUGGCAGAUGAGAUCCAAUAGAUAGCUACUCUGUAGGUUACCCAGGAAUAAACAUGUGGUUGGCUGCCUUACUUCAGUAAGAUUGAGCUAUAACCUUGGAGCUGGUUUGCAGAAGGAUUCUUUAUGUUCAGUUAUUUAUUUAUUUUUUUUAAGAUUUUAUUUUUUUCCUUUUUCUCCCCAAAGCCCCCCACUACAUAGUUGUAUGUUC